Phytophthora infestans T30-4 is the source of this 1497-nucleotide messenger RNA. RefSeq lists its product as uncharacterized. The record is from RefSeq and is a predicted model, not a curated record. NCBI's taxonomy places the organism in Eukaryota, Oomycota, Peronosporomycetes, Peronosporales, Peronosporaceae. The transcript is spliced from 2 exons. Bases 1 to 1497 code for a protein of 498 amino acids.
AUGCCAGCGCCUGCAGGACCACUAGCCGUAGUGAACGCAGCGUUUCAACUCGGCAGUGUGCUUAACGCAACGAGCACCAUCGAACAGACGUACGUCAACUGGACAUGUCCUCUGGGGUUCGACAGCAAACUCGGAGUGUGUUGGACGCAGUGUCCGUAUAUGUAUCCGGUUGAAUGUGGCCUCGAGUGCAUCCGGCAGGGUGAUGGUUGCGGGAUGGAAGUUUUCUACAAAGUUGCAGUCGUGGUGCAAAAUGCGAUCUCGCUAUCCGCGUGGAGUCUUUACGGCGAUAUGACCAAAUGGGCAAAGAAUAUUCAGGUCGCGGUCAAGUGCGUCAAGUAUAUGAUCAGUCUCACCAAGUCUCUGGUCCGAUACAUUCGCUACAUCAAAAUUCACGACCCCGACACGUCUCAAGAAGAGCUUCUUGCGAUCCUGUACCAGAUCGACAAUGUGGUGAUCGACAUUCCCGUGACGAUUUCCUACUGUGUCGGCAGCAAAGUGUCUGACGAUGUCAAGUUCGCGGACAUGGUGCUCACGACUGCAGAGUACAUAUUGAAAGAAAUCCUUUACAGCGGGGACAUCAUUCUGUCAAGCUGGAGCUCGUUCACAAAAUUUAUGAAGAAAAUCGCGCUAGGAGAGUCGAUCUCCGAGUUAAAAAAGACGGAAAUUACGUCGCUCAAGUCUGCACUCAAGUCGAACACAACUUGUGGCUACGACUUGAAGCGUCUACUGGAUCGUACGUGGAUGACCGUGGCAGAGCUACGUUCACUUAAUCCAGACAUCUCCGAGGAUGACAUUCGAGUUAUUAUGAGUCAGUCGAACCUCAUGCAGAACGAUAUUCCUAUCGCGACGAACAACUGCAUGAGCGAGUUAUUGGAGCAAUCGGACGAGGGUUCUGCAUACGCCACCCGUGAAACUCUGCGAAAGACUUUUGUUGCCAUUGUAGACGACUUGAUCAGCGCCGGGACGAGCGACAAUGGCACUUUUCUUAAUUUUGGAGAAUAUGCGUUCAAGAUUGCAGACAGAGCGAUUUCGUUUUGGUCCAUUUGGGAUCCGUUUUACAUUUCGUCUGUAAUUGCCGAGUUCGUUCAACCCAUUUGCGGUCCCACAGAGCUCAUUGGAGAGAUUGACGAUGGUAAUGUGAAGAAGGCACUAGGAAUGUCGAUUCUUCAGAAAGCCUUCAAGAACAGUGACGGCAUGUGGACGAAAAAUGGUGACGGCACUGUCACCAUUGCGUUUAAGAGCGUUGAUACGGAAGACGUGCGUGUUAAUAUCAAGUCUGGUGGUGACAAAGUUGCCGAAGUGCCGGUUCCAGCGGGUGAAACUGUAAUUUGGAAGUCAAAUGUGACGGUGCUGGGAGGGAAGACGCUGUAUCUGGAUCGGUGGCGUCCAGGUUUCCUGGGUCUCCCGGGUACCGGAGGUGGCUCGCUACUGUUGUGGAUACCUCGAUCAACUAAUGGAGGCACUUUGGAACUUACGGCAAUGUUAAACAUUAGUUGA